Diatraea saccharalis (sugarcane borer) is the source of this 3573-nucleotide messenger RNA. NCBI's taxonomy places the organism in Eukaryota, Metazoa, Arthropoda, Insecta, Lepidoptera, Crambidae. The record is from the annotation of a GenBank genome assembly.
GUUCGCUGAAUAAAUUUAUAAAAUAAAGUGAAAACGUUGUUCAUUCAUCUUUAAACAUGAUUUACAAUCAGGAAUUAAAGUUAUGUUAUUACUCUUUGAUAUUUUUUUAGUAUUAUAUCGAAAUGACAAUGGCCUCGCAAUGUUUCAUGUUAAAUUUAAACAGAAAUCCCUCCCAGAAUGCCAUCAUUCGAAAUGAAACAAAGCCUUUGGUGGCCAAAGAAAAAGUUAUGUCAUAUGAAGAGAAAUCAGUGGGAUCAACCCCGUUUUUCAAAUGCGAAGCGUGUCCUUACAUGGCACUCGCUGAAGAUGAUAUAAAGUUCCAUUUGUUUACUGUACACCCUGACCUGGCUAAGAGGAACGGAUUAGCCGAAAAUAUACAGAUAGCCUGUCCGGGCUGUACCAGUGUAUUCGAUGCUGAGGAAACCUUAAGAACCCAUUUGCGCAACCAUCACAAAAUGGGCAUCAAGGAUGUGAAAAAGAUGGUUAAAAGUCUUGUGCAGAUUGCUCUGAAGAAUGCCAAAUUAAAGAAAGAAGACAAAAUCAACACAGAUUCACCAUCCAUACCCUUACAACAAGAUCUCAAUGAUGUUAAAAUCCCCCAAGUGAUCGAAAUAGUUCCUGAUAAUAACAAUGCCAACAAUGACUUGCCUAAAGGUGUUGCUUUCAUAUCAGUAGAUGAACUUAACAAGAUGAGUACACCAAAUUUUGAAAAAGUUGAUCCUAAAGAAAUUAUUCAGGAAGCUAGCAUAAAUAUAGUGUAUACAAAUGAAGUAUCGGCACAGUAUGUAAAUGUAUCUAAACCUGGCAACUCAAGUAGUUCAUGUAACAUGAUCCAAGUGUCAAGUAUUACACCUGAUUUAAUAUCAUCAAUUCAACCUAGAACAUCAAAUAUAGAAAACAAAAACCUAUCUUCACCAAUUACAUUAGAUUCUAAUGAAGCAACAACUGUACCCGAUAGACUAUUGGACGACACCAGUGAUAAAACAUCUGCUGUUAAUAAAAACACAGAAAUUGGAACUCUAUGUGCUAUAGAUGGAUGUCAUAUUCGUUUGAAAGACAAUGAGAAACUUGCAUAUCAUAGAAAAUGCCAUCAGAAUGGUAAAUUGAUAUGUCCCAAAUGUACUAAAGCAUGCGUCAAUGAGGAAAUACUACAUACACAUCUGUGGAAGAUUCAUUCUAUAGAUAUGGAACUGCCCACUUGUGAAGUGUGCGGUUUCAAAACCUAUAAGAAGUAUAGAUUGUUUAAUAUACAUAUGAAAUGUCAUGAAAAUGGAAAAUCAUAUGUUUGUCCAAUAUGUACAAAAAGAUUUAAAAAUGCGAACCAACUUUCAAAACACAAAUUAAUCCACAAGAAGGUGUCCAAAUGUUCCAUAUGUCAACAAGAGUUCAGCAACGAGAGACGUUUGCGUCUCCAUGUCACCGCAGUCCAUGACAAAGUGAAACCAUUCAAGUGCUGCCACUGCGACUAUACUGCCGCCAGGAAGGAGGAAAUGAAAAGGCACUUGAGAUCACAUACAGGUGACAAGCCAUACAGCUGUGACCAAUGUCAGUACAGGUCAUCAGAUCACAAUGCCUUAAGGAGACACAAGAAAAUACACUCCAAUGAAAAUCUCUACAAAUGUAAAUAUUGCCCAUAUAGUGCAAUUCAAUCUACAAAAUUUGCCUCACACAUGAUCUCCAACCACCCCAAUGUCAGUUCUAAUGACCUACACCGCUGCCCUUACUGCCCAUUCAAAACGCUCAGUAAAGACAAAUACGUAGUACACCUCACCACUCAUCCAGAUAAAGAAGGUAUACAACUUCUAAUAGAAAUUACGAAAUCUAAACAAAACAAACCAAGUUGGACAAUACCAAGUAACACUGAUGCCAAAAACCCAUCUACCGAUCAUGUCCCUAGUGAACAGGAUAAUGAAAACAACACUACAGUGAGCACUAUACCUCUCGAUGUCUACGACUGCUAUAAUCUCUCCGAAACAUUCAAUCAAUCAAAUGCUGACUUGCAGCAGUCAAAUUUUAAUCCACAAGAAAUAACAGAUCUUAGUAAAGAUGACAACAACUCAGACUGCCUCAUAUCUGAAAGCUCUGACGACACUUUACUAGAAAGGCUGCAAAUGACCUAUGAAAACAGCCAGUCUAAUCUACAUGGUUUCCUAAAUACUACUGUACCAAUGGAACAGACUUUACUACAGAGUAACAGUGUUAAUUCGCUAGCUUCUAGUCACUCGCCAAUGGGAAAUAAUUGUAGUAAUAUAAUGAGUAAUUUUCCUAUACGGUUACCUCCUGCUCCGCAACUAUCCGGUCGUAACAACAUUAUGCUCAAGCCUGUGGACAGAUUGUCCCUGCCUAAAAUGGGUGGACCUAUAAUAACCACAACACAAAUACUACCAGUGCCGUCUUCUAGUAGUUCACCUGUUAACAUCUCGAUGGAGCCUGAUGGAGUACCGAGAAAGAAGCCAAAAAUAUCAGUAAAAAGCAACCUCAUUUUGAAAGGUCCUGACCAAGAGAACAUGUUCCAUUCGCAGCAAAAGAUGGCUUUCAAGCGUUUAGAAGACAACGAAAGAUUUGGUCUGGGACGACCGAUGACCUUCAACAAUUUGAUCACGACGCAAUUCAUGCAGCUCCAACCAGGACCGACGCUGAAUGACUCGCCUAAUACUAUGAUGUCCUAUCAGCAAGACACUUUGUUGGAUGCUGCAUCCACUCCCGUCGUCAACGAAAUCAAUAACACAACACAAAUGUUCACGUUUAAUCAACAGAUGAACGUCAACACGAUAACUUUAUUGCCUCCGUCGCAGAAAAUUCAAACAAACGACCCGAGCUACAUAAAACUAGAAGCUACGAUCAAACAGAAUACUCAAUCACCUAGUUUAGAGCGGAUGUGCAAUGCUAACUUGCUUAGUACUCAAGCUAUUAGUAGGGAAUAUAAAGCUUCUCCUCCAUUAGAGGACAUUCACAAGAAUAUGAAUGAAAUUAAAAACGAAGUGAAGUCCGAUUCAUUCUAUAACAUUGCCCUUAAUAACGCCGCCGCGAAUCCUCCUUUGAUAGACCAAUAUUUAAUAGACAACAUAAUAGGGGAGCAAUAUUCUGGCCACUUGGACUUGCCUACUACAGUGCUUCCGGAAGUAUCAGAUGAUCAACAGAAUGACGUCAUCGAAAUAGACGACAACUCUGACGAUAACAAACUACUGCCUCGUUUCGAUAUGAAUUUCCCCUUAGAAUCCUUAUAUGUAAUGCAUAAUGAUUUCCAUUUCCUUGAAAACGAUGUACCCACGAGCAGCAUGUCCGAGAUGCCCGUCAAUGAGAUAAAUAGGAUGGUCACUGAAGUGCCUAUCAUCAAUCAGAAAGACACAGAUAUUGUGACGUCAGAAAGCUCAAAUAUCGAAUUCCAAAAUUUUAUACAGGGAAAAAAGGACCCUAUGAUGAAUACGUGCGUUAGACCAUGUACUAAUAAAAUCAAUGUAAAGAAUAUAGAAUUAAUGAAAAAUUAAUGUAAAUAAUUUGUUUGUAAAUUAGGUAUGAUUUAGACGUAAUAUGCAUUUGACAAGACUGUUAAAUAUAAAUCAAUGUUGUUUU